Molecule: messenger RNA, 5328 nt
Organism: Castor canadensis (American beaver)
Lineage: Eukaryota; Metazoa; Chordata; Mammalia; Rodentia; Castoridae
Source: RefSeq, a predicted model, not a curated record
AUGAACAACAGCCUGAGGGAUGGCCAGGCCCCAAGCCACCGGCAGUGCCUCCCACCUCCUGUGGCUGGCACUCCCUCUGUUGCCAAGGUCACGCCAGCCAAGAAUACUUUUUUCAAGCAAGGGGAUCCCCAGUUUGCUGGGGUUCGCCUGGCCGUUCACCAACGCACCUUCAAGACCUUCAGCGCCCUGAUGGGACUGUCACAGCGUAUGCCUCUCUCCUUUGGGGUGCGCUCAGUCACCACCCCUCGGGGCCUGCAUGGCCUCAGCGCCCUGGACCAGCUGCAAGAUGGGGGUUGCUACCUCUGCUCCGAUAAGAAGAUCCCUAAGGUGCCCAGUGGGCCAGGCUGGCCACCAGGAAGAAGACCCUUCACUCUGCAGACAAGGGGUUUUGAAGGUGGGCGUGAGGCACCAGGAACACCUUCUUCCUUGAAGGAUACUACAACCCCAAGGAGGAUAACGCUGGUGAAGAAUGGAGACCCCAGAACCCAGCAGACAAUGGUUCUCAGUCACAAGAACACUAGGAACCUGACAGCCUUCCUCAGCAGGGCCUCUGACCUUCUGCACUUUCCUGUGAAGCAGGUGUACACCGUCAGUGGGAAAAAGGUGGACUGUCUGCAGGCUUUGCUACACAGCCCCUCUGUGCUAGUUUGCACUGGGAAUGAGGCUUUCAGACCUCUGGCGAUGGAAGAAGCUGAAAGAAACAGGACCAGAACUUUAUCUGGACUGACUUCACGGAACAAAAGUGGUUGCUGGGGGCCGAAGGCCAAGCAGAGCGUGAUCCAUUCAAGGUCCAGGUCCAGUGGCAAACCACAGCAGUUUUCUUUGCUGUCAGAGAGGUCUGGUCUCAGUGACCACCCAGAGUCUGGGCAUUGUGCCUGGGUGGGGCCAGCCCCUGAUGGGCAACCUCAGGACACAUCUGCCCCCACUGGCACCUUAGUGGCUGGUGACAACAUGGAGAAGAAGGUCCACAUGAAUGAGGAUGGCAGCCUGUCUGUGGAGAUGAAAGUCCGCUUCCAGCUCCUGGGCGAGGAUGCCCUGCUGUGGUCCCAGAGGGUGGGGUGUGCUGGCAUCCUCACGGCAACCAGUGGAGGGCCUCCAGUCCUGGGAGAGGCCAACCCUCUCUGCUGCAGAAAGGAAGGCCACUCUUGGGGCUUCUCAGAGCCUGGGACAGGGGGAUUGGGUCCUUUAGAUGCAGGAUACCAAGGAGUUUCUGAUAGAGACUGGUGGCCAGGGCCCAGCUAUGAGAUCUGGAGGAAUCCCUUGUGUACCACCCAGGGAGAGGGGCCAGCUCCUCAGAGAAGAUCAGGACCAGUUCGCUGCAUGGCCCACUGGAGACAAGGGCCCAAAGGCAGGAAAAGACAUGGCAAGGACAGUGUCAGCCCAGCCUUGAGAACUGGGAGUCCUGAAGGCUCAGAACCAGACUCUUGUGACCCUAGGACCCCAGAGGGUGGUGUGGCCACCAACAGCCCAUGUUCAGCUUCCAUGGCUGCUUUCCAGAGCUGGGCUUCACAGGAAGCUGGCCAAAGCCCAUGCCCAGGGGGAGCAGGGCCUGGAGGCUGGGGACACUGUAGCUACCUGGGAUCUGGGACCUGGGGUAUAGAAAAGGUCCUUUCUGACUCACCGGCCAAUCUCAGGUCUCAUGAGCAGUCUUGCAAGUUGGGUAGCCAGCCCCUGAGUUGCCUGAGCCAGGCAAGGGCUGUGACUUCCCAGGGAAAGGCCAUCCAGUGUGACAGUUCCUGUGCUCCUGCCCUGAGUCCUUCAUCUUUGAGCAACGAAGACCUUCAGGGAGAGAAGUGUGGACAGGGUGCUGGGUGCCACCAGGCCAGGGAUGGGCCUCUGACAAGGCUUCUCUUUGGUCUGGGACAUUCUGGUUCUUGGGACACAGAGGGAGGCUCUGCCCCACCUCCUCUCUGUGCCCCAUCUCAGCAGGGAAGAAAAAAGCAGCAAAGGCCAGCCAGUGCCAUGUCCCCACCCAAUCUCCCUAACCUCCCACAGGUGACCCAAAAUGACCAUGCCAGGCAGUGUCACUACUGCAGGGACACCCACUGCCCUCUAGACUCAACUGCAGCCCCACAAACACCAAGGCCUCCAGACAGAGGAAGGGCCUGCCCAGGUGGCCCAGUACCACGAUUUUCUCAGAACUCACCCAGCAAUAGGAAACAGGACUCCCAGGACCUGAGACUGCCCUCUCCUAGCUCUUUUGACUCCCGAGACCUGCCAGUGGCCAGCAGAGUCAUCACACAGAUGAGUCACUCAGACAGUAGUCCUAGGUUCUACCACCCCAGCACUCGCUCUGUAGAGCCAGUGGGGGAUUCUGAGGAAGGGGAGCCAGGAGCCCACCAAGGCUGCUACCGUGCAUACAGGACAGAAUUCCCUGCCCUCAGUAUCCCUAGUGGUCACACUCAGAUCCCACAGGGACGCUUGUCUGAGGACUGCUGGGUGUGCAGCAGCCAUUGCCCCACUCCCCCUGCAGACCCAUCCUGUGCCAAGAAGCCCCCUGUGAGUGGCCGUAGCAGCUUCAGUGGCCACCAAAAGGCUGUUGAUGGUGCCAGGCCUGGGAAAGUGCUGCUGGGGAUGUACCCUGAUGCCAGGGGAGGCCUGGAGGAACAGGAAGAAGACAGUGACGUGAUGCCCACUGCUCUGCCCCAUAGCUCACCAGACACAGUAGUCCGAGAAUGGCUGGGUAACAUCCCAGAAGAGCCAGUACUCAUGACAUAUGAAAUGGUGGCUGAGACCACAAAUGUACUCAGUGAUGGCCAGGAAGGCUCCAAGGACUUUAGUUACAAUCAUUUUCUAAAAAGUCUAGGGGAGCCAGCUCAGACCAGAUGUCAGCCUCUGGAAGGGGACACAGAUGAGCACCCAGAGAUAGCUGGAGCCCUCCUGGGGACUGCUGAUGCAGAGCCCAAAUCAGAAACUGGUUCCCACCAAGAUGCAGAGCCUGGUGAAGUGUCCAUUGCCCCUGCAGAGGUGGGAGCAGGUAAAAGGGUAACUGGGGGCUGUGGUGGGAACUUGCGUGCACUUCCAGGCAGGGUUUCCACCUCCACACAGCUCAUGAAGGCCCUGAUGGGUUGCAAGCCUGGCCGGCCCAGCAGCCUGCCAGAGGUGUCCAGUGCUGUGGCCACGAGGCUCAGCCAUUCAGCCGGGGCCCUUAUCACCUGCCUCGCCAGGCUCCACUUCUCUGAGGAGGAUCUUGGGUCUCUGGGGGACAAAGCAAGGCUCCAGCACUCCCCUUGGUACCAGGAGCUGCUAAACAUCUCCCAGACCCUGUGGCCGGGGUGUAGCCUUAGGCAAGGCCAGCUGGACUUGGGUCUCAGGGCACUUACUCCACAGCAGGCUCUACCAGUGACUGAGGGUUUCACCCCCACCUCCUCCUCUGGUGUGGACGUCAGCAGUGGUUCUGGAGGCUCUGGGGAGGAGGGGAGUGUGCCCUGUGUCAUGGACAGUAUCCUAGUCCCCGAGAAGAUGGAGCUGCCUCUAAAAAUCUCUUCUUCCCAAAGGCCCAAUUCUAGAACCUCAGGGCAUUCAGAGGAUGUGGAACCUCCACAGCCAAGCUGUUCCCCAGCCUCCUCUAGCUCCCAAGCGUGGGCUUGUGCCACCAGCAGGGAGGAGGCAGAAAGGGGAAGCAGGAAACAGCCAUCGGGCAGUAAUCUGGAACAAUUAGUUGAAAAUACAAUGCAGGAAGAGAAGAAACAAUUAGAAGAAACAGAGAGAGAGAGGCCACAAGAAGAAGGUGUGGAGGAGGAAGACCCUCCAGAAGGGGCAGAAGUCAGUGGGCAGGAAGUGCCAGAGGCUGGCUCCAAGGAUGGGGAGGGUUCAUGUGAAGACAAGGGAGUGUCGGAAGAGGAAGCAGGAAAAGCCCCUGCCUCUGCAGGACCAUGCUCCCUGGGAAGGACAGAGAGGCCUGCAGAGGACCCUGGGCAUCUCAGCAGGAGGCUAAGUGAGAGUCCAAGUGGCCCCAGUUUGGAACCUGGGUUGGAAGAGCCCAGAGCAGCUGUAAUAGGCCAUGAGCAAGCCCAGGCCAAGUCCAGCCCAGGAAGUGAGGAGAAGAACACGUCCAUGGCCUGCAGAACACCUCUGGACCCUGAUUCCACCUGGGUGUCCAAGUUGCUGAAGAAGAUGGAAAAGGCCUUCAUGGGCCACCUGGCCAGGGCCAUGGCUGAGCUCCGAGCCCGCUGGAGCCUGCAAGACAACAGCCUCCUGGAUCAGAUGGUGGCUGAGCUGGAGCAGGACGUGGGCCAGCGGCUCCAAGGAAGCACUGAGAAAGAGCUCCGGAAGAUCCAGAGUUGGGUAGGUAGAAGGGUCCUGGGGCCACCCAGGGGAGGCCUCCAGGGACAGACCUCCUUGCAGACAGAACAGCGCCGGCACCGCCUCCGGACCCUGCACAACCUCUCGGCCUUCCCAGAGCAGACUCAUGGCCUGGGGUCCCUCUCCCUCACCCUGGAGGACUGGCCCACCCUUGGUACAGCCCUGGAAACUAGGCUGGAUGAGGAGGCCAUGGGGGAUGAGCUCUGUCCCUGCAAGGCCUGUGUGAGGAAGAAAGUGACCCUCCUGUCCCCAAAGGACACUACAGGGACUGGCCGUGCCCCUAUCAGAAAGGCCUUUGACCUUCAGCAAAUUCUGCAGCAGAAGAAAGGAGAAUGCACAGAUGGAGAGGCAGUGGAGAUGGUCCCCAAAAAGAAAGGCACUCAGGAGGACCCCUUGAGGGCAGGGACCGUCCAGCGAGUCAAUGGAGGGCUGGAACUGGGGCUUAGCCCAGGGCCUAGGGUAGGUGAGGAAGGAAAGGAGGAGGAUGGGAGCCAGAGGCCCAGUGGAGACAAAGCUCCUGAGUUCCGUGAGGUGGAGGGACAGACUACCAGGAGAGGGAGGAAGAUGCAGCUACUCACAAGGGAGGAAGGAAAACCCACACCUGUGUUGCCAGCACCCUGGAGGAAGCUGCAGGACAGGGUGAUGGAGCUGACACCCAAGAGGCACGAGAAGUUGGAGGAGAGGAACAGCCAGAGUCAGAAGAAGGAAACCAAAGUGGGAAGGAAAGUGGUUUUCAGUACAUCAUCCUUGGGCAACUACUCGCAGGUUUGUCAGAAAGGAUCAGGUGGUCAUUUAAAUGGUGACCUUGACUGCAGAGGAGCCAGGGCUGAUGGGGCCACACAAGCAGAGAGAAAAAUCACUGCCAUGUACCCAGAAACUUCCAGCUCUGAGCAAGAAGAAGGCCCAAGGACUCCAGAGCAGGGGACGGGUGGAAGCUGUGACUUAGGAGAUGAGAGGGCAGCUGAAGCUUCGACCACACCUAGGCUAGGAGCAGGGCACAGGGUUUCGGCCAAGAUGACUUAG